Messenger RNA from Lathyrus oleraceus (garden pea), 2516 nucleotides. RefSeq names its product probable beta-1,4-xylosyltransferase IRX9H. NCBI's taxonomy places the organism in Eukaryota, Viridiplantae, Streptophyta, Magnoliopsida, Fabales, Fabaceae. Gene Ontology annotation, cellular component: Golgi membrane. The record is from RefSeq and is a predicted model, not a curated record. Bases 503 to 1864 code for a protein of 453 amino acids. Gene Ontology annotation, molecular function: xylosyltransferase activity; galactosylgalactosylxylosylprotein 3-beta-glucuronosyltransferase activity. Gene Ontology annotation, biological process: glucuronoxylan biosynthetic process; plant-type secondary cell wall biogenesis. The transcript has 3 exons.
CAUAUCAUUGUCUGCCCCAUUAUAUUUUCCCUUUUAUUUUUAUUUUUCUCCACCCGAAGGAUUUUAAUUUUGAAAUUGCAUCCUUUUAGAUUAGAUCUCUUAAAAGUAAGCACAGAAUCUCGAAUCUAAAUCUCAUUCUCCUCAUAUCAUAUGUCACCACUCAUUUCUCUUUUCAAUGCCACUUGGUUGCAAUGUUGGAAUAAUCACGCGCCUCCAUUCUCCUUCGCUGUCAUUUAGGUACUUCAUCUUCUUCCAUUCUUCAUUCCUAACUUGCUAUCAAACAUUGCUACCUCCAAUCUUUAACUCCCAAGAGUUUGAACCUAGCCACUCUUUGGUGACCUCAUUGAAGCAUUUAGCUUGAUAUACAUUGCUUUCUAGUUAGAAUGGAACUUCAUGUUUUCCUUUUGCAGUGUCUUUUUAUUCUUAUAUUUGGUACUAUAAGUCUAUAACAUGUUGGUUACCUAAAUACAUUGGUGAAUAUGCACUUGUUAGUUGUUAGUUUAUGACAAGUUUGGAGUUAAAGUUACUCAACAUUGAUUUGGAGUUAUAUGUGAAUGGCAUGGCAUCUAUUAGAAAAACAUUGUCUCCGGUUUCUCGGGCCAGAAGUGUAACAAAUCUAGAAGUCUGUUCAGUAACUUCCCCUUUGUCUAAAUCCUCAUCAAGUCCUCAGAAUUCUCUGCUAUCGGAAGGACUGUUACCUUCUUCGGUCACCUCGUUGGACUCGCGUGCUCUUUUGCUUGGUGUUUUCUCACCAAGAUCUUUGACGGCUAUUGAGAGAUCAAAUUCAAAGCACAAGGGACAGGUUUGGAGGAAAGUGCUUUUCCAUUUUUUCAUAUGUUUCAUGGUUGGUGUUUCUAUUGGACUCAUCCCGCUCGCAUCAACCAACUUGUCGUUGAAUCUCAUGGCAAACCAUCAAGGUUUUUCUUUUGAGGUAAUAUCCGAAGUCGAAAAUUUGAAGAUAAAUAAGACACCAUUAGUUGAUGAGGAUGUGAAGUUUGAUGCUACUUUGAUUUCACCAUUGCAAGAACAAGAACUAACAAAUGGUGUAGCAUAUAAUAUCUCAGAUAGCGAGUUCACUGACGAAACAUAUUUGGAGUCUCGAACGCUUCUCAUUGUUAUCACGCCGACUUUCAAUCGUCCAUUUCAAGCUUAUUACUUGCAUCGUUUGUCACAAACUUUGAAAUUGGUUCAACCUCCUUUGUUGUGGAUUGUUGUUGAGAUGAAUUCUCAAUCUGAAGAAACUUCUGACAUCUUGAGGAGUAGCGGGAUCAUGUAUAGGCAUCUUGUCUGCAAAAUGAAUGUAACCAACACAAACCAUAAAAGCAUUCUUAUGAGAAAUGUCGCGAUAGCUCACGUUGAAACUCACCGUCUCGAUGGAAUUGUCUAUUUUGCAGACGAUGAUAACGUCUACUCAAUUGAACUCUUUCAGCAAAUGAGAGAAAUAAGGCGAUUUGGAACAUGGACUGUUGCAAAACUAUCAGAGGAUAGAAGUGGCAUUGUCUUUCAAGGGCCAAUUUGUAAUGGAAGUGAAGUGAUUGGGUGGCACACAGAUAAUGAAUCAGAUAGGAAAUCUAAAAGAUUUCAUGCUGAAAUAUCCGGUUUUGCCUUCAACAGUACGAUACUAUGGGAACGAAAACCGCUUCUUGAACGUAUCAGGAAGUUCGAAUCAGCCAAGGAGAAUCUGUGGGUUAGCAUGUUGAUUGAGCAGGUUGUUGAAGAUGAAAGUCAAAUGGAAGGCCUAAUGAGCGACUGCUCGAGAGUUAUGGUUUGGCGUAUCGAUCACAAGUCAUCUCAUUCCUUCUAUCCUCGCAAAUGGAUUGCAGAAAACAACCUAGAUGUCAUUUGGAAUCAUCCACUUGUGUGAAGAUUUUGAUCAAGAAAUGGUCAGCACAGUAUUUUCCACCCUGUUGUAAGUGAAAACUCGAGUUUCUAAACUAAUACUUUUAAAGUAGAUUAAUGUGAUUCAUUUUAUGUGUCGAGUUUUACUGUGUAGAUGUUUAAAACAAUGUCAGAUUUCCAGUAUGUUUGUUGAAGUUAAUUUAAGGCCGAAUGCCAGAAAAUACAUGCCACAUAUUUUUGCAAUUUGUGGCUGAACCUACAUUCUUACAAGUCGUUUUUUAAGGAUAGGUUAAACUCGGUAUAAGAACCGAAUACAUGAUUCAAUUCAAGAUACUUUGCUAUAUAUACUUGAAUCAUCUCUAUGUUCUGAAAUCAAGACUCAUCAUGCUAGUGUCUGUUUAUCUUCAUUCAUCUUCGGCUACUCGGAUUCGGAUAUCCCAUUGUCCAUGACAGUCCACCGAUCAAUACUGCAUUUUGGAUUCAUGUACCGAUGUAAGAAUUAGAUCAAACCUCUGACCACUUGUUUAAGUUGCCCAAAUCACUUAAUCCUUACUACCUAGACGAACCACAUGUUGGUGUGUACUGAUUUGUAGUUUUUUCAUUUGAAACUUUAUGUAAUAUAUAUAUAAAACUUUGACUUUCACAUUCUUAAAUUUGUACCAAUUACUGUAUUACAA